Molecule: messenger RNA, 735 nt
Organism: Caenorhabditis bovis
Lineage: Eukaryota; Metazoa; Nematoda; Chromadorea; Rhabditida; Rhabditidae
Source: the annotation of a GenBank genome assembly
AUGAAGCUCGUUCUGAUUCUCGUCGUCCUCCUGGGAGCUGCUCUCGCCGCGCCGGAAAUCAAUCGCGCAAAACGAGAAACUGCACCAGAAGACGAUCUCAUCGAGACUUCAGGAGAGUCGAGUGGCGACGGUUCUGGCGAAGGCUCCGGCGAAGGAUCCGGCGAGCUCAUCAUUCCAGUUGACGAGCUCACCCUUCGGCAAUUGGAAACGUUGAACAACUACGCCAAACAGCUAAAUGCCGAUUCCCAAAAGCUGAUCCAUCAGGCCAAUUUGGUGAUCACCGAGAUGGCGUCGCUUUCGGCCAACGCGCAAAGCGUGAACGCCCUUGCCGGCGUCGUCGAAUCGAACUCGGCCAUCGUUUUGGCGAACGCAAAGAACUCAUUGAACGUCACCGAAAUCACCGCCGCCUCGCCAACCGAGUGCGUCGCCUCGGCGGUCUGCUACAACGAUGACGGAUGCGGAGGCGGUUCGUGUGUCGGCGCAUUCGCCGGCACCUGCAACUGCAACGGAUGCAUUCUCGGAUGGCCAUGCCAGACGGACGUCGAAUGCGGCGGCUUCGCCGGAUCGUGCAACACCGUCUCGGCGACAUGCGACUGCUUCGCCGGCUACGCUCACAACAACAUGACGCUCAAUGAAGCGCUCACCAACUUCUGUAAUGUUGCCAAGUGCGACGGCACCGCGAACGCCGAACAAUGCUUCGGACUCUCAUGCAAUUAUGGAUUCUGCGUCUGCUGA